Molecule: messenger RNA, 3993 nt
Organism: Varroa destructor (honeybee mite)
Lineage: Eukaryota; Metazoa; Arthropoda; Arachnida; Mesostigmata; Varroidae
Gene: E(z)
Product: histone-lysine N-methyltransferase E(z)
Biological process (GO): heterochromatin formation
Cellular component (GO): nucleus; ESC/E(Z) complex
Molecular function (GO): protein binding; histone H3K27 methyltransferase activity; chromatin binding
Source: RefSeq, a predicted model, not a curated record
ACAGCUAAUUCAAAUUUGUGCACUCACUGAGCAUAGCUGUGUAAGCUUUCUUUCAAUUCAACUGGUUGAUUAAAGUCAAUAUCAAUGAAUAGAAAGGUAAGGACAGAAAAGGAAAUACAAGCUUAGGUGAGACGAAGACCAGACGGUAAGCAGUAAAUCCUGGUGUCGUUCUGUACUUAGUGUUUAUAUUUUUGCUCUAGUGGAGGAGUUUCGAUUAUCGGAAGCACUCAACAUUGCUAAUUAUUCGUGUUUCCCGCGUGUGGAAGUUUGACAGCCCCAGUAAUAAUUGACGAGGAUUGAGCAAUUGUUGUGGUGCAGAACGUUCCGCCCUGAGAGGUAUCAAAGUGCUCAUAGGGAUUAUAAAUGAAAAGGCGAACAAACAGCAGCCCGUGUAAGCAACUGGGCAAAUGGAAGGCCGCGCUAGUCGCAGUCAGACAAGUGCAGCUGAACGUGAAGCAAAGGAGACCAAGGCUCUUUCCGCAGUGAGCACUCGAUCAGAGAAAAAGGAUGCCGAUGUUACAAAAGAAAAGGUUGAAAUACCUGUUAGAAUUCGAAGACGAGUCGAGCAGGAGUACGUUAAAAUUCGCAAUGCUCACAAAGAGAAAAGGACUCGUCAAAUUAUUGAAAAAUACACCGACAAUCGCCGUUACGUUCGUGAAACGUUAGAGGCGACUCGUGCAUCACGGAAGUACGGAGUCAAGCCACAGUCAAUUUUUCCUGAAAUGCCGGUCCAAGGAAAACUCGUCAAAAAGGUUGCUGUGGAGAUACACGGCGGAGGUUCGGGGGCAGGCGGCGCAAAGCAGGCGGUCCCUUGUAAGCUUAUGACCGCGGUACAAGCAAUUCCUACAAUGUACACCUGGGCUCCUACGCAACAGAAUUUCCUCGUUGAGGAUGAAACAGUUCUGCACAAUAUACCUUAUAUGGGUGAUGAUCAGGAUGACAGUUUUAUCGAGGAGUUGAUAAACAAUUAUGAUGGAAAAAUUCAUGGUGACAAUGAUCGGAAGAACACGGUCAAUGACGAACGUCUUAUCGAACUUGUGAACGCCCUCAUGAAAUAUGAGGAUGUUUCAACGAUGUACACGCAGAAAGAGUUGGAAGACAAUCUUUCAGACCCGCCGGAAUACCUUUUUGCAUGUGUGCACGCAGUCUUUCCAUCAUUAGCCGGAUCUCCACAUGAUCUGCUCGAGAAGUAUCGCCAGCUGACGGGUAAAGGCCCGAAGGUGCCUGUUGGUCAAUGUACGCCAAACAUCGAUGGGCCGCACGCGCUUUCUGUUCCUCGUGAACAAAGCAUGCAUUCAUUCAAGGCGCUUUUCUGCCGCAGGUGCUACAAAUACGAUUGUUUCCUGCACUGUAAGUCUUCGGAAGCUCAAGGCUCAGUCCCACAGCAUAAACGCCGGUACUACGAUAUGAAGGUGGAUAGCGAAGCUUGUGGAGAUAAAUGUUAUCUGCAUCUUAGUCAGGUUAAGGAGGAGCGCGCUAAAGAGGCAAAAGAGGCUAAAGAAGCCCGUGAAGCGAGAGAGAAACAGUGGGGUUCUGCAGGGGCAGGCGUAGCGGCAACCGGUAUAAAUGGCCCGGGAUCCGAAACAGCAGAGGACGCCAUUAGGGUUGAAGAGGUCGGUCAGGUCGAACCAGGAGCUUCUGGAAUGACAGCGAAUGAUCACCAUCAUCACCAUCAUCACGCUGAUAGCGGUAAUGAGGGCAGCGACGAUAGCAACGAUGGCCAUACAACUCGUGAUGGGCUCGGUCAUGCGAGGCAGAAGGUCACCGUUAAUUCGCUAGCUACUGAAUCGGAGCGUGCCAAACAAUCACCAUCAUCACCACAAAGUGAGCUUAGUGCUCGAGAAUCAUCGGAGGUUUGGAGUCCCGCCGAACAGUCAUUGUUUCGGGUGCUUUCAAAACCAUUCUAUAAGAACUUUUGCGCUAUGGCCGCAAUUAUGGUAACGAAGACCUGUGCACAGGUGUACACGUUUGCUCAAAACGAGCCGGUGGACGUGGCGCCCCCACCCGAGGACGCGGAUGACGACAGUCGGCGGUCGAAAAAGAAGAAAAAGCACAAGAUGUGGUCGACCCACUCGCGGAAGUUCGCGGUCAAAAACGCGGCGGGUCCCGGCCUGGCGUGUCAGUACUCGCCCUGCCAUCAUCCUGGACAGCCAUGCGACACCACCUGCCCAUGUGUUCAGUUAAGAAAUUUCUGCGAAAAAUUUUGCCACUGCAGCCCGGACUGCUUACAUAGAUUCCCUGGCUGUCGUUGCAAGGCCCAGUGUAACACGAAACAGUGUCCAUGCUACCUAGCUGUACGAGAAUGUGAUCCUGACCUGUGUCAGGCUUGUGGAGCGGACCAACUUCAGGUGUCGAAUAUAACCUGUAAGAACGUUUGUUUACAACGUGGACUGCGAAAGCAUCUGUUAAUGGCUCCAAGUGAUAUUGCAGGCUGGGGCAUCUUUCUCAAAGAUGCAGCCGCUAAGAACGAGUUCAUAUCCGAAUACUGUGGAGAGAUCAUUUCCCAGGACGAAGCGGAUCGCCGUGGUAAGGUGUACGACAAGUACAUGUGUUCAUUCCUCUUCAACCUGAACUCCGAUUACGUCGUCGAUGCAACGCGUAAAGGCAACAAAAUUCGUUUUGCAAAUCAUUCGAUUCAACCGAACUGCUAUGCCAAGGUUCUGAUGGUUAACGGAGACCAUCGCAUCGGUAUUUUCGCUAAUAGAAAUAUCCUUCCUGGCGAGGAACUCUUCUUUGAUUAUCGAUAUGGACCAACGGAGCAAUUGAAGUUCGUCGGCAUAGAGCGUGAGAUCGAGUAUCUUUGAUACUAGUAAUUUCGUUCGUUAAAUCCACUGCACGUUUCUCCGUCUUCCAUCUUCGCAUUUUGGAACUCUUGAAAGGGGGUCAAGAACAGGAAUAACACUAUAGUUAUCACUAUGAGUGUGGGUAUAUAGAAAAAAACAUUGGUCUAAUUCAGUUUAUGUAUAUUGCCCUUACAAAUUUUCUAAAGUCGCCGGAAAAUGAUUCUCUGAUGUUUAUAAUAACGGCGGCGUGUACAGCAAUAACGUAAUCGUUUGUUGUUAGAAAUCGUAUUUAGCUUUUUUGUAGAUUUUUUACUAUUGAUACAUAGCUUUCGAGUGUAUGUAUAGUACAAGUACCAGAUGUGGUCGGAAAAUGUACAUAAUUAAUAAAAGUAGAGCAAUUAGAUUUAAUUGCCUUGGUUUCUUACUUCAGCUACUAUCAGCUAAGGUGUAGAUCAUCAAAGUCCCUUCAUAGAAUGAUCUCAUCAAAUCUGACGCCCUAAUUUCAAUUUAUAUUCGGUGAAGACAGUUAGGAAUGCAGCGUUUUAAAGUUGUAAUCCACUUAUCAAUAUUAUAUAAACUAGACCUUAUAGGUCGAUCAUGAAUAAUGCAGUCCCUGUUUUUUUAGCGCUCAGUUAUUACACGAGUUACUUGUUUUUAACUUACAUUUUACUUAUAACAACUGGCACAUCCAUGCCACCUGUGAUGGCUUUCUGCGCCUUGGUCUCCUCGGUCGCAUAUACUACUGUACAUUCCAUAGAAAAAUAAAAUAAGGCCUUUCCGGCUUUUUAAAUAGGUAAGUGACGACCAAUCAAUAAUCUGUAGAAUGUUUUAAAGGAAGGCCGAUUUUUACCUACUUCUAUUAUGCAUUGUGGUAACAAUAUGUAUCAAUCGAUUACGGACUCGCCUUAGAAGAUUCAAUCCAUUUGGACUGGUGAUUUUAAGGGCCGCUUGGUUUAGGUAGUCAACACGCAUCCUGUGAGUGCGUUGCCAUAGUAACAGUAGCUAAGGAGCAUACACCCUUUCUGAUUCAAACUAUAACAUUAGCAAGAACUAUCAUUAAAUAACUAGGAAGAUAAGGAACUGAGAAAAGUGGGCAUUAUUACUUAGAUUAUCAGCUGGUUGUAUCUUGUUUCAUAAAUUUAUUGGAGAAACUCGAAAUAAAUAAAUCAAGACCCACUUUGAUUAGAUUCCUGAUAAUAUGUGAUGUUAC